Messenger RNA from Mus musculus (house mouse), 7922 nucleotides. RefSeq names its product Fc fragment of IgG binding protein like 1 (gene Fcgbpl1). The record is from RefSeq and is marked provisional. The transcript is spliced from 20 exons. Bases 20 to 7765 code for a protein of 2581 amino acids. Gene Ontology annotation, cellular component: mucus layer; extracellular region. Lineage: Eukaryota; Metazoa; Chordata; Mammalia; Rodentia; Muridae.
AGCUCCGGGACCUGCAGAUAUGGGAUCCCUGUGGAGCUGUUGGGCACUCUGGGCUGGAGCAACCCUCCUAUGGGCUCUGCUCACCCCAGCAGAGGCAUCCUGCCAAGGCAUUCAGUGUGCACCUGGGCAGCGCUGCCAGAUGGUGAGUGGGAAGGCUAAGUGUUUGGCAGAGUCCACAGCUGUCUGCCGUGCCCAGGGUGAUCCCCACUAUACCACCUUCGAUGGCCAUCGCUAUGACAUGAUGGGCACCUGCACCUACACCAUGGCUGAGCUGCGCAGCAGCAAGGACUCCCUGCUGGCCUUUAAAGUAGACGCCAAGAAUGAGCACCGGAGCUCCAACAAAGUCUCCUACGUGCGCUUAGUCACUGUGCAUGCCUACAACCACACCGUGUCCCUGAUCUAUGGAGAAGUUGGCCUUGCGAAGAUCGACUACCAGUACUCAAGCCUGCCGGUCUCCCUGAGUGAGGGUCUCUUGCGUGUGCACCAGAGUGGAACACGAGGUGUGCUAGAACUGGACUUUGGGCUGGUGGUCACCUAUGACUGGGAUGGCCAGCUGACCCUGAGCCUGCCCAAGCGCUUCCAAGACCAGGUGUCUGGGCUGUGCGGCAACUAUAAUGGAGACCCUGCAGAUGACUUCCUCACGCCUGAUGGGAAGCAAGCUCCUGAUGUUCUAAAUUUCACCAAAAGCUGGAAGGUGAAUGAUCAAGACCUCUUAUGUGAUGAUGGCUGUUAUGGCAACUGUCCGUCUUGCAUCCCAAGCCAGGCCCAGCUCUUUAAGAAAGACCUUUUCUGUGGCAUGCUAACUCUGCCCUCAGGCCCAUUUGCUGACUGUCAUCAAUUUCUGGACCCCAAGCCUUUCCUGGAAGAAUGUGUAUAUGACAUGUGCGUGACGGGAGGGGAACGUCUCACCCUGUGCCGUGGCCUCAAUGCCUAUGCACAAGCCUGUGUGGACCUGGGCAUCUCUGUCCGCGAAUGGAGGUCACGAACCAACUGCCCCCUGACCUGUCCAGCCAACAGCCACUAUGAGCUCUGCAGCCCUGCCUGCCCACCCUCCUGCAACUCAGAAGCCAGACCGACCAACUGCUCUUCGCGCCCUUGCGUGGAGGGCUGCGUGUGCCUUCCAGGCUUCGUGGCCAGUCGUGGCCUUUGCAUGCCUGUCUCAUCCUGUGGGUGCAUCUUCCAGGACCGCCUGCUGGCCCCAGGUCAAGAAGUGUACGCGGACGAAAAAUGCCACCUCCGCUGCACCUGUGAUGGAGCCACUCAGAAGGUGAUCUGUAGGAACACAACAGGGUGUCUGCCUAAGGAGCACUGUGGGGUACAGAAUGGCUCCUUUGGUUGCUUCCCGGAAUACUUCCGCAUCUGCCGGGCAUCCGGAGACCCACACUACAUGAGUUUAGAUGAGCGGAUCUUCAAUUUCAUGGGUACCUGCACAUACUUGUUUACUGCCUCCUGUGGCCAGCACCCAUCUCUCCCCGACUUCAAAGUGUUUAUAGAAAAUGAACGCCGUGGAAGUCAAAGCGUAAGCUUUGUGCGUUCUGUGAAGUUGGAGGCCUUAGGAAUCAAGUUGGAGGUGCGCCGGGAAUACCAAGGCAAAGUGCUGGUGGAUGGCAUCCUUCACUACCUGCCCUUUCAAGCCCUAGGUGGGAAGCUCGUAGUGUUCCGCCAAGGCAAGUACGCCAUCCUACGCACGAACUUCAGCCUGUCUGUCAGCUAUAACUGGGACACCCAUGUGACUGCCAAGGUGCCCAGCAACUAUUUUAACAGUGUGUGUGGGCUCUGUGGGAACUUCAACGGGGACCCACGUGAUGACUUGGGUAAACAGAUUAGAGCAGAAGCCAUUGACCCUCGAGACUUUGGAAAGAAGUGGCUGGUAUCAUCACAUCUCGGCUGCAGGACAGACGAGCAACAUCUGUGUCCUGACUUCAACAAAGGAUUAGUGUCAAAUAUAACACAAAACUGCAGAAUAUUUACUAACAUAUCAGGUCAUUUCAAGCACUGUUGGAGAGUGCCUGCCUACAACAGUGCCUACAUAGAGUGCGCCUAUGAUUGCUGCCGUAUGCCAGGCCAAACUAAGCCACUGUGUGACACACUGGCCACAUACACCGCCAUAUGCCAAUCUUCUGGAGUCAUUGUGUAUCCAUGGAGGACUGAGACACUUUGCCCAAUGACCUGCCCACCUCACAGCCACUAUGAGCUGUGUCAGCGAGGCUGUCCAUUGACCUGUGGAGACCAGCCAGUGCCAGGAGGCUGUGGCUCAGAUUGCUACGAGAGCUGUGUCUGUGAUGAGGGCUAUGUCCUUAGCGGUGAGGCCUGUGUACCCCUGGCAUCCUGUGGUUGCGUAUACCAGGGCAUUUACCAUGCGCCAGGUGAUGAGUUCUAUCCUGGCCCUGAAUGUAACUCCCUCUGCCACUGUGAUAAGGGUGGCCUGGUGUCUUGUCAACCCUCACACUGCAGCCCACAUGAAGUCUGUAAAGUGUUGGAUGGCAUCCUGAGAUGUGUGGGUGAGGGCUCUGCCACCUGUCAGGUAUCAGGGGCUUCACAUUACACUACCUUUGAUGGCCGCCAUUUUGACUUCAUGGGCACCUGUGUGCACGUGCUGGCCCAGACCUGCUGGACCCGACCUGGCCUGAAACCAUUCACAAUACUGCAGGAAAACGCAGUCCAGGGCAACAAGCAAGUCAGUGUGACCAAGAAGAUCACCAUCGAGGUAGCCAACUACACCCUGCAGCUGGAGCAGAAUCAGUGGAAGGUCAAGGUGAACGGUGUGGACAUGAAGCUGCCUGUGUUGCUGGAUGAGGAUAGAGUUCAGGCCUUCCGGCAUGGCACAGAUAUGGUAAUCGAGACCAAAUUUGGCCUGCUCGUGUCCUACGAUCUCAAAUACAGCGUGCGUGUCAAGGUUCCCCACAACUACUAUAAACACAUGUGUGGCCUGUGUGGGGACUACAAUGAUGACCCCAAGAAUGACUUCCAGAAGUCCGAUGGCUCACAGGCAGCCAGUUCCAAUGAGCUGGGAGACUCCUGGGAAAAAGCUGUGCCAGGUUCUUCCUGCACACCGCGGCCUUCCUGCAAACCGGGACAGGCUUGCAGCCCGAAGUGCUACCCAACUCUGGAGAAGAAGUACCGCGGGAAAGAGUUCUGUGGGCUGAUCACCAGCCCCACGGGGCCACUGGCUGCCUGCCACAAACUGUUGGACCCCCAGGGUCCCUUGCAAAGCUGUGUCUUUGACCUCUGCCUGGGUGGUGGGAACCAGAGCAUUCUCUGCAGCAGCAUCCAUGCCUACGUGAGCGCCUGCCAGGCGGCUGGGGGCACUGUCAAGCCAUGGAGAAACCAGACUUUCUGUCCAAUGGAGUGCCCCCCUCACAGCCACUAUGAGGUCUGCGCAGACACUUGCUCCCUGGACUGCUCAGCAAUCACCACUCCUAUGCAGUGCCUGACGCCAUGUUCAGAGGGCUGUGAAUGUGACACUGACUUCCUGCAGAGUAUCACAACCUGUGUGCCCAUGGAGAAAUGUGGCUGCCACUACAACGGAGUCUACUAUGAGCCAGAGGAGUCAGUUCUCAUUGAAAACUGCCAGCAACAUUGUGUGUGCCAACCAGGCAAAGGCAUGAUGUGCCAGGAUCACAGCUGCAAACCAGGACAGGUGUGCGAGCCCUCAGGAGGCGUCCUGACCUGCGUCACCAAAGACCCAUGCCAAGGUGUUACCUGUCGGUCACAGGAAACAUGCACAGAGAAAGAUGGCAAGGGUGUAUGCAGAGCCAACUAUGAGUCCAAGUGCUGGGUGUGGGGAGACCCUCACUACCAUUCCUUUGAUGGCCUGAACACUAAUUUCCACGGGACCUGCAGUUACCUGAUGGCAGGAACUGGCUGCCCUGGCACUGGUGCUGAGGGGUUGACCCCCUUCAGUGUCAUUACCAAGCAUGAGAGCCAGAGCGACCCUAAGGUGUCCUACGUGAGGAAGGUCACCGUGAAAACCUACAACACCAGCAUCACCAUCCACGAGAAAAAGACUGGCAGAGUUCAGGUGAAUGGAGUUUUCAUGGCCUUGCCUGUGUACUUGGCUGGUGGGCGGAUUUCAGUGAUUAAUGGAGGCUCAAAGGCUGUGCUGGAGACUAACUUUGGGCUUCAGGUCACCUACAACUGGAAGUGGAGGGUACACGUCACACUGCCCAGCAGCUACUAUGGUGCAGUGUGUGGGCUCUGUGGGAACAUGGACAAAAACCCCCAAAAUGACCAAGUCUUCCCUAAUGGCACAAUGGCACCCUCAAUACCUACCUGGGGUGGCAGCUGGCAAGUUCCAGGGUGGGACCCUCUUUGUUGGAAUGAAUGUCAGGGGUCCUGUCCCACAUGCCCAGAGGACAGAGUGGAGGAGUAUAGGGGUCCUGGCUUCUGUGGACCUCUGGACCACGACACAGUGGGUCCCUUUACCAGCUGCCAUGCCCAUGUGCCUCCUGAAAGCUUCUUUGAGGGCUGUGUGCUGGACGUCUGCCUGGGUGGUCAAGUCAAAGACAUACUAUGCCAGGCACUGGCUGACUAUGCUGCUGCCUGUCAAGCUGCUGGCAUCAAAAUCGAGGACUGGAGGACUCAGGCCGGUUGUGAGAUCACCUGCCCUGUCAACAGCCACUACGAGCUCUGUGGCCCACCCUGCCCAGCCAGCUGCCCACCCCCUGCACGACACACAGCCCCAACUGCAUGUGAUGGGCCCUGUGUGGAGGGAUGCCAGUGUGACAAGGGCUUCGUCCUGAGUGCUGAUCAGUGUGUUCCCCUGGAUGGUGGCUGUGGCUGCUGGGUCAAUGGCACAUACUAUGAAGCAGGCACUGAGUUUUGGGCUGAUACCACCUGCUCUAAGAGGUGUCACUGUGGACCUGGAGGUGACUCCUUGGUCUGCAAGCCUGCCAGCUGUGGGCUGGGUGAGGAGUGUGCCUUGUUGGCCUCUGGAGAGAUCGGCUGCCAACCUAUAAGCAUAGCUGAAUGUCAAAUACUGGGUGAUCCCACAUACAUCACCCUAGAUGGGCACCGGUUUGACUUCCAAGGCACCUGCGAGUACCUGCUGAGUGCACCCUGCCAUGCACCACCCACAGGGACUGAAUACUUCAAUGUCACCGUGGUUAAUGAGCAUAGGUGCAGCCAGGCUGUCAGCUACACACGAAGUAUCACUCUGCGAAUCUAUGGCCUCAGCUUGACCCUCAGUGCCCACUGGCCCAAGAACCUACUGGUGGAUGGAGAGAUGGUCAAGCUGCCGUUCCAGCUGCAAUCACGGCUCCUUGUUCACCUAAGUGGCAUGGGCUUGGUGGUACACACCUCCUGGGGGCUCUCCCUGACUUUUGAUGGAAACAGUUUCAUGCGCCUGCGCGUGCCCGCAGCCUAUGCUGGCACCCUCUGUGGCCUGUGCGGCAACUACAACAAGAAUCCCAACGAUGACCUGACUGCAGUGGGCGGGAAACCUGAGGGCUGGAAAGUGGGCGGAUUUCCAGACUGUGACCAAUGCCAGCUUAGGACUUGCCCAAAACCCUGUACACCUGAGGAACGGAAACGUUUUGGUGGCCCCAAUGCCUGCGGCAUUAUCACGGCCCCCGAAGGCCCACUAGCGCCCUGCCACAGCUUUGUGCCACCCACGCAGUACUUCGAGGCUUGCUUGCUGGACACCUGUCAGGUUCAGGGACAUUCAGGAGGCCUCUGUCCUGCUAUAGCCACCUAUGUGGCAGCAUGUCAGGAUGCCAGGGUCCGACUUAGAGAAUGGAGAAAGCCAGACUUCUGUCCCCUCCAGUGCCCUGCCCACAGCCACUACCAGCUCUGUGGUGACUCCUGCCCUGUGAGUUGCCCGAGCCUCUCCGCCCCUGUGGGCUGUGAAACCAUCUGCCGUGAGGGCUGUGUCUGUGAUGCUGGCUUCGUGCUCAGUGGUGACACCUGUGUCCCUGUGGGCCAGUGUGGCUGCCUCCACCAAGGGCGCUACUAUGCGUUAGGUGCCACCUUCUACCCCGGCUAUGAGUGUGAGUGGUUCUGUGAGUGCGGGCCUGAUGACCAGGUCACCUGCAGGAUAGAGACCUGUGGGAUCCAUGAGGAAUGCCGGAUAGAGGAUGGCAUCCGGUCCUGCCAUCCCAAAAGCUCUAAACUAAUGCUGGUCCUUCAUGGUACCCAUUAUGCUACGCCUGAUGGCUUGGUCUAUGACCUUUAUGGCUCCUGCUCCUACAUCUUGGCCCAAGUUUGUUUUCCGAAGCAUGGAGAGGAGGCGUUCUCCAUUGUGCUCGAGAAGGACUUAGCUGGAAACCCCCAGCGGGUGGUGGUGACCGUGGCAGGCCAGGUCGUGGUGCUGGCGAAAGGGCCACAGGUGACCGUGGACAGUGAAGUGGUGGCACUACCCAUGGUUGUAGGAUCCAUAUAUAUAACCGCUGAAAACCGAAACGUAUUUCUGCAGACAAAAAGUGGGCUAAAACUUCUUUUUGAUGGCGAUGACCAUAUCCUUAUAUCCAUCCCGAGUCCCUUCCGUGGGCGUCUCUGUGGCCUCUGUGGGAAUUUCAAUGGGAACCAGAGUGACGACUUUGUGCUGCCCAGCGGAGUGGUGGCCCCCAACGUGGAGGCCUUUGGAGCUGCAUGGCGAGCUCCCGGCUCCUCCUUGGGCUGUGGUGAAGGCUGCGGGCCCCAAGGCUGCCCAGUGUGCUCGGCAGAAAAGAGAGAAUUGUAUGAGGAAAACGAUGCCUGUGGGAAGAUCCGAGACCCCCAAGGCCCCUUUGCAGCUUGCCACAAGGCUCUGAAUCACUCGGAAUACUUCCACCAAUGUGUUUUUGACCUUUGUACCCAUCACGGAGACAGAGACUACCUCUGCCGUAGCCUGGCUGCUUAUACUGCAGCCUGUCAGGCAGCUGGGGCAGCAGUGAAGCCCUGGAGGACAGACAGCAUCUGCCCUGCCGAGUGUCCUGCCCACAGCCACUACUCUAUCUGUACACAUUCCUGCCAGGGCUCCUGUGCUGCAAUCUCUGGCUUCACUGGCUGCACCACGCAGUGCUUUGAAGGGUGUGAGUGCGAUGACCACUUCCUGCUCUCCCAGGGUGUGUGCAUUCCUGCCCAGGACUGUGGCUGCUUCUACAAUGACCAAUAUAUGCCGGUGGACUCUUCCCUGAUGUCCUCAGACUGCAGCGAGCGCUGUUUCUGCUCCCCAAACAACGGUCUGACGUGCCAUGAAGCUGGCUGCCCAUCUGGUCGCGUCUGUGAGAUCCAGGCUGGAGUCCGGGGUUGUUGGCCAGCCAAAGGUCUCUGCACCUUCUCUGUGGGUGGCAACCUCAUCACCUUUGAUGGGGCUUUCAAUCCUAUCAGCUCCCCUGGUGUCUAUGAGCUUUCUUCUCGAUGCCCGGGACUCCUGAAGAAUGUGCCCUGGUACCGAGUGCUUGCUGAUGUCCAGCCUUGCCAUGACAAUGACAAGAUCGUGAGCAAGGUCCACAUCUUCUUCCAGGAUGGCAUGGUGACUGUGAUCCCAAGCAAGGGCACAUGGGUGAAUGGUCUCCGCGUGGAUCUCCCAGCUACUGUGUUAACAUCUGUGUCUGUGAGGAGGAUGCCCGACGGCUCCAUGCUUGUCCACCAGAAGGCUGGGGUCACGGUGUGGCUUGGAAAAGACGGGCUUCUGGAUGUGAUGGUUGGUGAUAACCAUGCAGCCAUGUUGUGUGGGGCCUGUGGAAACUUUGAUGGGGACCGGAAUAAUGAUGUUCAUAAAAAUCAGAAGACAAUUUCAAUAGAGACGUGGAGAGCACAGGACUUCUCCCCAUGUGCCAACUGAUCAGUCACCACUGGCACUGAAGGCAUCAAGACCUGCUCCCUCCCAGAAGUUACAGUGAUUGGAAGAUGCCCUGUGUGUCCCUUCCCUGUCCCUCCCCCUUUGCUGAGCCACUGAGGCAAACCUGAAAGCAUCGAGUAAAUAAAUACCUAGACACAGA